AUGGAUGACCUUAGCGAUGUUAAGAAGGUCGUAGAGGCGGUCCUGAGCGCGUGCUUCGGCGGCACCCUCGUCGAGCUCCAAACUGCCGUUAGACAGAUGCUGGCUAUCGGCGGUCGUGAUGAGCCUGAUGAACAAUCGGAUAAGGUAUCGGAACAUACUGACGGUACUUUUAACUGCGUGGAACUUGCUGCGCUAGAAUCACUACGGGACACGAAGAAGCACGGCGUGGCCCAUAUUGCGGCUGCUGGCGGCAAUUUGGACGUUUUGCAGUACAUAUUGACAGCUUUGCCCUCUUUGGCACAUGUGGAAGACGAAAACGGCGAGAACCCCCUAUUUUAUGCUAUACGUGCGGCUACUGGUAGAGAAAGCUCUGGUGUGAAUAACUCAGACUUCCUAUCUUGCGUGUUGCUUCUGCUCGGCCAAUGCGGCCCCAACUGCGUGAGCAAAAGCGGAGCAAGCCCCCUACAUGUCGCGUGCGAAUUAGGUGCCCUAGAUAUAUGCCGUUUGCUAGUGGAGAACCAUGCUGACGUUGAUGUCUACUCCGAUGACUACGGGACGCCGUUGACAGUUGCCGUCAUCCGCGGCUACGUCGAUAUUAUAAAUUAUCUUCUAUCGCAAGGCGCUAAUCCCGAUGGCGCUGCACCUAACUCCGAAGGUAGCGGAAGUAGUUGUCAAUGCCGUUUCCCGCCUCCGCUGGCCUUCGCAUGCAGCAGCGGCCAGGAACGUGUGUUCGACAUGUUGCUUUCAGCCGGCGCUUCCGUCUCUGUCUGCGAUCGGGAGGGAUGGACACCGCUACAUUGCGCAGCCGAGUUCGGUUCGGUAUAUAUGGUUAAGAAGUUGUUGGAUCUUAAGGCCGACUGCAACAUAAAGGUGCAGGGCAAGACCCCCUAUCACUUUGCUGUGUGGAACGGCCACAGCGCAGUGGCCUCUUUAUUAGCCGACAUCACCGUUGACAAGGGACCAGUCAACAUCUCCGAGCCAUCUGUUGCACCUCAAGAAGAAUCGGAGCCUGAGCCUGAUAGUUGUGCCCCGGACUUCAGUGGCAGUCGGGAGGAGCUAGACUGCUUGGUGGCGAAUUUGAAGGAUGAAGGCCGCACAUUCGUCGCCAACAAGGAUUAUGCCAGCGCAUGCGCUGCAUAUUCGAAGGCAAUCGCUUUGUUAUCUGGUGUUGCUGAUACUGCCGGUGAGCCGUUAUCUGUGCUUCACUCCAACAGGAGCCAUACGUAUCUGAUGUUAGGCAAGCUGGAACAGGCACGUAAGGACGCAGAACGGUGCAUUGCGCUUAACCCAUCGUGGCCCAAAGGCUACUUCAGACUGGCUAGCGUCGACAAGGCCAGUGGAAGGGAGGUUGACUACUUACACAACCUAUUCCAAGCCUACUCAAGAGAUACGAGCAACACCAGCAUGCAAAACCUGUUUCAGCGGGAGUUCGAGCGCGCUAGAAACGCAUCGAAAUCCAAUUAG
Molecule: messenger RNA, 1464 nt
Organism: Babesia ovata
Lineage: Eukaryota; Apicomplexa; Aconoidasida; Piroplasmida; Babesiidae
Product: tetratricopeptide repeat-containing protein, putative
Exons: 2
Coding region: 1-1464 (487 amino acids)
Molecular function (GO): protein binding
Source: RefSeq, a predicted model, not a curated record